AUGUUGACUGAAAGGCUCAUGCUAAAACAGGGUAUCAGCCAACAAAAAUCAAGACCGGUAUCGGCUUCUGAUUUAAGAAACACGAUUACUAUUCAUGAAGGAGGUUACGAGAAUAUCCUCAUCGCUAUCAACAAGGAUGUUGCAGAAGACCAAUCCAUCAUUGAUAACUUGAUUGAUAUAUUCUCCUCGGGCUCUGGACAUCUAUUUACGGCCACAAAACACCGGGCUUAUUGGCGUAACAUCACAAUACUCAUCCCUAAGACAUGGACGCCAAAACCUGAGUAUGAAUCGGCUAAGACUGAAUCGUUUGAGACAGCUAACAUCAUUAUCGAUGCUGCUAACCCAGAAUGGGAUGAUAAUCCAUACACUCUUCAGCUUGGUGGAUGCGGGGUACAUGGAGAAUAUAUUCAUCUUACUCCAAACUACCUUACUGACAGAGCAAACAGCGAGUAUAUAUGGGGUUCUAUGGGCAAGCUAUUGACUCAUGAAUGGGGUCACCUACGAUGGGGGCUUUUUGAUGAGUAUCAUACAGAAGGUGAUGGCGAAAGUGUCCAGAAGUUCUAUGUCAACUCUUUUGGUGAUAUCGUCGCUACUCGAUGUAGUGAUCAACUUGAGGGUGAAGCACUUAAUAUCAACACUUUUGCACCAUGUCAGCGUGAUUCGUCUACCGGUCUCUACGAAGAAGAUUGCUUCUUCUUCCCCAAUCUAGAAGGACAAACAUCCCCAGCUUCAAUAAUGUAUGCUCAAUUCUUGGAUUCGGUGAUCGGAUACUGCGACAGUAAUGACGGACCACAUUUCCACAACCGUGAAGCUCAAAAUAAACAUAACAACUUAUGUGACGGGAGAAGCGCUUGGGACGUGAUGCUUGAGACAGAAGAUUUCUUGGAAGGCAACAACCCUCCAAUCGAAGAAGAUAUUGACACCACACCGACCUUUAGACUUGUACAGGCUCGGGAAAGGCGAGUCGUUCUUGUCCUUGAUGUCAGUGGGAGCAUGGGGAACAACGACAGAUUGACCAAACUCAACCAAGCAGCAACACAGUAUCUGCGCUAUACCAUCGAUGACGGUAGCUUUGUAGGGAUAGCACAUUUCUCCGACUAUUCCCGAACCAUUGCGCACUUGAGCGAAAUCACAGAUACCAGCCGUGAGAGUCUUGUCUUGGGAUUGCCGAAUAUUGCUAAUGGUCCGACUUGUAUCGGAUGUGGAAUCUUGGAAGGGAUUGAAAUUUUGAAGGGAGUAUCAGGAACUGAUGAUCCAGCCGGUGGUUACAUACUCUUAGUAAGUGACGGACAACAAAACCGACAACCAUAUAUCGAAGAUGUCUUUGACGAGGUCGAUGAAGCUGGGGUCAUCAUCGAUACCAUCGCUUUUAGUGAAGCCGCUGAUCCGAACUUGCUGGAAUUGUCUGUCCGAACGAAUGGACUUGCUUUCUUUUACCCUGACACGGCCACAUCUACAGCUCUCAACGAUGCAUUUACUGCCACUGUCUCGACUAGACCAGGUCUUAGUUCAGAGACAUUACCCAUUCAGUUAUAUAGUGGAGCCCUGACAAUCCCAGCUGAUGGCCCAACCGAAGAUACUUUUCUGAUUGAUUCUUCACUGGGAGUGAAUACUGUUCUCACUUUCUCCUGGCUUGAUGAUACUAUCGAUGUAGUAGUGAUAGACCCUGUUGGUAUUAUCAUUGAUAGUAAUGAUACAGUACAGUAUAACAGAGAUGAUACAGCUCAAAUCAUCGCCGUGGUCAUCAAUGAAACAGCUAAGGCAGGACUUUGGAGGUUUUCUGUGGACAGUGAAUCAGAUGAUGUCCAGACUGUUCUCGUUACCAUCGAAUCAAAACCUACGUCACAAACUGAUGCACCAAUCACAGUUAACGCCAUUGUUGGAUCACAGACGAUAGAUCACACUGUGACACCAAGUCUUGAGAUAUUUGCAGAGGUUCGUAAGGGAUAUCUACCAGUAGUGAAUGCUGGUGUUCAAGCCGUUAUUGAAAGCCCGGGCUUGGCUACCACUUAUCUUCCACUCUUUGAUAAUGGCGCGGGAGCUGACAUUACCAAGAAUGAUGGCAUCUAUUCUGCCUACUUUUUACAGUUUGACAACAAUGGAAGAUACAGCAUUAAGGUACAAGUGAGCAAUGAAGACUCGACAGCUUCUAUCAGUUCAAGAUCGAGAAGGAGUUCGGGCGGUCUUCCAUUAUCUCCAGAUCGAUACACUCCAUCUCCAGCAGCAUAUGAGCCCGCUGAGCCUUUUGUUCGGACUGGAUCAGGUGGUGUAUUUGAAGUUGAAAAUUUUGUUGCUCCAAUUGGUGACGAGCUUGCUCCGUCACGAAUCAACGAUCUUGGUGUCCUUGCUACGAGUUACGAUGAAUCUAGUGUGACUUUACAGUGGACAGCAGUCGGUGAUGAUUACGACCAAGGAACAGGUGAAUAUAUAUUCAUGUAUCUUAUUCUUAUUUCAUUUAAUUCAGACAAUUAAUAUUGUACACUUUGUACACUAGAGUGGAAAAAAUAAUCAUUAGUUACACCAAAAUACCUGUGUUUUGAGAACAGUGUUUGUAUUUACAUUUCCUGAUAUUUUUAGAUUGAUGAUUUUUGUUAUGAUCAAAACGGCAAAUUUCAACAAAAUAUAGUUGAAACAUAUUUGAAGUCAUUCUUAUUUCAUCUAAAAAAAUCUUU
Lytechinus pictus (painted urchin) is the source of this 2672-nucleotide messenger RNA. RefSeq names its product calcium-activated chloride channel regulator 1-like. NCBI's taxonomy places the organism in Eukaryota, Metazoa, Echinodermata, Echinoidea, Temnopleuroida, Toxopneustidae. The record is from RefSeq and is a predicted model, not a curated record. Bases 1 to 2472 code for a protein of 823 amino acids. The transcript has 13 exons.